Molecule: messenger RNA, 1992 nt
Organism: Triticum turgidum subsp. durum (durum wheat)
Lineage: Eukaryota; Viridiplantae; Streptophyta; Magnoliopsida; Poales; Poaceae
Source: the annotation of a GenBank genome assembly
AUGCGGGCACUCGCGGCCGCAGCAGCAACUGCAGUAGUGGCGGCGCCUACCCCCGCGCGACUCCUCCUCGUCUCCGCCCGCCGCGCUGCUCCGCGACUAGGUCAUUGUAGAGCAUCUCCGUUCGCAAGGUCACCUAGGAGCGCCUGCUACGCUUCCACCACCAUGGGAGACGAGACCUCCACUUCUGCCUCAGGCUCGGCCCAGGAACCUGCAGCACCGGCCCUGCAGGGAGCUGGGAGUGUCAAGCAGCAGAUCUCCAACUUGGUGGCUCUGUCACUCCGUGCGACAGUGCCUGAAGUGGAUGUAGAACCGAUAGUUGAAGUUUGCACGGGAAAGUUUGGUGACUACCAGUGCAACAAUGCAAUGGGAUUGUGGUCAAAAGUAAAGGGAUCCGGGACAAGCUUCAAAAACCCCAAUGCAAUCGGACAGGCGAUUGCUAAGAACCUGCCUGCCUGUGAUGUAAUUGAAUCAGCCUCUGUUGCUGGUCCUGGUUUCGUGAAUAUUGUCUUAUCCAAGAGCUGGGUUGCUAAGAGAAUACAAGAUAUGCUUGUGAAUGGCAUCACAACUUGGGCACCAAUUCUGCCAGUUAAGAGGGUAGUACUUGAUUUCUCAUCCCCUAAUAUUGCAAAGGAAAUGCAUGUUGGGCAUCUAAGGUCAACAAUCAUCGGAGACACCUUAGCACGCAUGUUUGAAUUCUCAAAUGUUGAAGUUCUCCGACGCAAUCAUGUGGGAGACUGGGGUACACAGUUUGGAAUGCUCAUAGAAUUUCUAUUUGAAAAGUUUCCGAAUUGGGAGGAACUUGGCAGCCAGGCUAUUGGUGACCUUCAGGUUUUCUAUAAAGCAUCCAAACAAAGAUUUGAUGAAGAUGCAGAAUUUAAAGAUAGGGCCCAACAAGCUGUUGUUCGGUUACAGGGAGGGGAGGAGAAGUAUCGUGCUGCUUGGAAAAAGAUAUGUGAAAUCAGCAGGAACGAAUUUGACCAGGUUUACAAGCUCUUAGAUGUACAACUUGAAGAAAAGGGGGAGAGCUUUUAUAAUCCCUAUAUUCCGCAAGUCUUGGAGAAAUUGAGUAGCCAAGGUUUGAUCGAGGAAAGUGAGGGUGCUCGUGUAAUAUUCAUUCAAGGUCAUCAAAUUCCUUUGAUAGUCGUUAAAAGAGAUGGUGGCUUCAACUAUGCCUCGACAGACUUGGCUGCUCUUUGGUACCGGCUUAAUGUUGAAAAGGCGGAAUGGAUAAUAUAUGUAACAGAUGUUGGUCAGCAGCAGCACUUUGAUAUGUUUUUCAAGGCUGCCAGGAUGGCUGGUUGGCUUCCAGAUCCAAAGGAAAAGAAGUUCCCAAAAACGAGUCAUGUUGGGUUUGGCCUUGUUCUUGGAGCAGAUGGCAAGCGCUUCCGAACUCGUAGUACUGAGGUUGUUCGGUUGGGAGACCUACUUGAUGAGGCUAAAUCUCGAAGUAAAUCAGAACUUCUCCAGCGUCUCACUGAAAAUGGUAAAAUUGUUGACUGGACUGAUGAGGAACUAGAGCAAACUUCAAAGGCAGUAGGAUAUGGCGCUGUCAAGUAUGCGGAUCUGAAGAACAACCGACUGACUAAUUAUACGUUCAGCUUUGAUCAGAUGCUAAGUGACAAGGGAAAUACCGCUGUCUAUCUUCAGUAUGCUCAUGCUCGUAUCUGCUCCAUUAUUCGAAAAUCCAACAUGGAUGUAGAAGAGCUAAAAGUGAGUGGGAACAUUUCUCUUGCUCAUCCAGAUGAGCGUGUCUUGGGACUGUAUCUUAUCCGUUAUGCAGAGAUUGUUGAAGAGGCAUGCACCAAUCUCCUUCCCAGUGUUCUGUGUGAAUACCUAUACAACUUAUCCGAAAUGUUCACAAGGUUCUACACAAACUGCCAGGUUGUUGGGUCACCGGAGGAGCCAAGCCGGCUGUUGCUUUGCGAAGCGACGGCGGUCGUCAUGCGACAAUGCUUCCAGCUGCUUGGGAUCACACCGGUUUACAAGCUGUGA